GUCUUUCUUCCCCAACUGUCCUCAUCGUCACUUUCUCACUCUUCCCCAAUGGCGGCUCUUCGCAGGACCGCGGCCUCAGCAUGGCGGCUGCCAUCACUUGCACGCAGCUUCACCUCCUCGUCCUCAAUAGCAUCGUCGUCGCGCCGCCCACCUCUCGCCUUCGCCUUCGACAUCGACGGCGUCCUUAAAGCUGGUCCUCGCGUUCUUCCUCAAGCACUGUCCGCGCUACGUAUGCUGCAUGGCGAUAACCCGUACAAGUCUCAGAUACCCUACAUCCUGGUGACAAAUGGCGGUGGCGUCUCAGAAGAAGAUCGAGCAGCGCGACUGAGCAAGGAGCUUCAGCACCCUAUUCAACCGCACCAAGUCUUGCAAGCGCAUACAGUCCUGCAGAGCCUCACCAAGCUGUACGGCGAUAAGCCCAUUCUCGUCAUCGGCGGGCCAGACAAACCGCCAGGUGGAGUGCGCGGGAUCAUGAAUGAGUACGGCUUCAACGACGUCUAUACGGCUCACGACCUGCACCACAGCUUCCCCGCCUCCUGGCCCUUCACCCGCGCCUCCCCGGAUCAGGUCCGCUCAAACCUGCCCGACCUCUCCUCCGUCCAUUUCUCUGCCAUCAUUGUCUUCCACGACUCCCGCGACUGGGGCCGAGACAUCCAGCUCAUGGUGGACAUCCUGCGCAGUCGCGAUGGCGUCUUCGGUACCGAGUCCUCCCCAGCAGAGCUGAAGAAGCGAGAGCAGAUCCCACUCUACUUCUCGCACGGGGACCUGCUGUGGGGCAAUGACUUUCCUGUAGUUCGAUUCGGGCAGGGAGCCUUCAGAGUGGCAUUCUCCAACGUCUGGCAGAAGACUACCGGCCUCCCGCUCGAGUACACCGUCUUUGGCAAGCCGGAGAAGCUUACCUUCGAGUAUGCGGCUGAAAUGCUCAGGGAGAUGUGUGGCGGGCAAGAUCCCGCAAAGGUGUACAUGGUUGGCGACAAUCCAGAGUCUGACAUUCGUGGUGGCAGGGACUUCGGGUGGGAGACGGCGCUCGUGUCCAAGACAGGCGUGUACCGAGAGGCGCAGGGCGAGCCAAAGUACAGGCCGAGCUUUGUGGUGGACGACGUUGAGGUCGCGGUCAGGGAAGCGAUUGAGAGGGAGAUGGAGGCCAGAAGAGGAGACAUCGCCCCUUCCUCCUCACGACCGGUCACGAUGAUUUUCACUCCCCGCAGCAUGGUCGGCCACGCCGUUACCCUCCUUCUUGCCCUCGUCCUCAUCACCUCGUCAUUAGUCGCAGCCCAGUCGCCAACGACGGCAGCGACAUCCUCGUCUUCGAACGCAGCGAGUAGCAGCUCAGGGAGUGCAAGCGGAAACAGCACAGCCACCGUCUCGGGCAACUCGACCAGCACAGCGUCAGGCAACGCAACGAGUACGUCGACCACCUUAUCUCAAUACCCCACCGCAUCGAUCCCAGCAUCCCUCGACGGCUCAGCAGCUGCGCCUGCGCCUGCUGCUACAGGUGGCGGGGGCUCCAAGUCGGGCCCUGGGGACAGCUAUAUUGCUGGGGCGGGACAGACGAGACAGAUGGCUGUAGGAUUGGGGGGCUCAGUGCUGGUGGCGGUAGGAGGAUGGUUGAUCGUUUGAGAUGAAGAGGUCAACAGAUUCAUGCCUUCUUCGAGACAUUCUCGAUCGUCACGCAGCCUGGAGCUGCCGCUGCGAUCAUGGCAGUCGCUAUCUCGCCAGGAAAUCAAGGACUCUUCUCACGACAUUACGCUCUUACCCCAGUCUGGACUCGCCAUUACAAACGCUGCUCUCUUCAUCAAGUUGUCAAUAGUCAUUGCUAAACAUUCAUACAUCAUACAGAAUACACCGCGGACUUCUUACGCC
This is a messenger RNA of Jaminaea rosea, 1863 nucleotides long. Its product is annotated as HAD-superfamily hydrolase. The transcript has 3 exons. Gene Ontology annotation, biological process: glycerophospholipid biosynthetic process. Lineage: Eukaryota; Fungi; Basidiomycota; Exobasidiomycetes; Microstromatales. Gene Ontology annotation, cellular component: mitochondrion. The coding region runs from base 49 to 1620 and encodes 523 amino acids. The record is from RefSeq and is a predicted model, not a curated record.